CCCUUCGUCAGGCUAAGAAAGUUUCAGCAGUUGCUGUGUGCUCUUCCUGGAUAGAAUGAAAAGUAAAGAAGUCUUUUGUGGGCAGGCAGUUUUCUACCAAGAUGACAAAUAAAACUCCUGAUGACUUCAGUGGAUGCAAGAUAGGACUGUGAAUUUGUGACUGGACCAUGAAUUUCACUAAAAGCCAUGUCAAGUCAUGGAAGUUGAAAGUGUCCAGCCUAGCCUAUGGGGCACUUGGCACCUUAGCCCCCGAACAGAGCAUAUGUUCACAGGAUUGAACCCUCAGCAUCUCAGGGAUCAUCCAUGUUGGUAUUCUUUUGCCUCAGUAAUUCAGGAAACUCCUGCAUCUCUCCAGGCAUUAUGGAGAAGCAUGUCUCCAAGGUCCUGACCUGCAUAUCCAGAGCAGGCUGCUCCAAAACCACACAAGAUCGUGCUGUAUCACAAGACUUCCAGCAUCAACCUACUUUGGCCAGGUUAGAAAUGCAGUACCUCAGAAACAACCUGCCUUUUGGGGAAUCUUUCUCCUUCCUAGCACUAGCUAAAUGGUUCCCAAGCUUCACGUCCAGGACUGGUUCUAGCCAGGCAUGAUGUUCUGAGUGAGCGCUAUAACAACAUGAGCUGUUUUACCAUCUUGUGCUCCAUUUCCCACUGUGAAAUGAAUGGAACAGGACCAGGCCUCUAGCUGUGCCAUGUCUCAUUGCAUGAGCUCUCUCCUCACCAAUCCCCUUGUCUCAGGACAUCAGCUGCGCUUAGUUACCUGUGAAUCAGAGGUGUCUGUUUGCUUUGCAUCUGUGAAAAAUCAAGGCUUAGUCAGUCUCUGCUGCAAUGGGACAGAGCCAAGAUAAAACCCAGCCGUGAAACCCUGAAGACUGGAAGGUUCAUUUCUAGACCUCUCAGUGCUUGCAGGUAAGACAUGAAGCCAGGCAGGGAGGGAGUGAACUGGUGGGCUGCAGAGAAGACCCUGGCAUCAUUGCAAGGGAGGCUGCGUGGAAGGAUGGUGUGGAGGCUGGAUCUGUAUAACUGGAAGGAAGAGGAAAGGGCAGUGUUGCACAUGGCAGUUACCAAGGACAGCUUUGAGUACGCUGAAUGGUCCGGGCAUGCACCUUUUUGGGACAAGAGUGGGACAUCCAGGUCACACCUCUGCCCUCCGUGAUGAUGAGUGCCCUCAGGCUAGCUGGCCCAGGCGGGGAGUUGCAGGACAAUUCUCUCCACUGAGGCAAGAGGCUUGUCCUCAAGAGCACCCCACCCUGGCACUCCCAAGACUGCUGUGCACUAGUGCAUAUCAACUGCUCCCCAAGAAACUUGCCAGACCUGUUUGCUGUCAGCCUGGGGAGGAGAGAAGAGGCGAGGAAUGUCAGUCUCUGGGAGGGCGCAGGCAGGACCAGAGGGACCAGAACACUGAGCCCAAGCCAUCCCCUCCACAGUAGUUCAGGGGGAACAAGGCAGAGAGCAGCUGCUGGACCAGCCCGAGCCACGAUGACGGCAUUUCGGGUUCUGCUGCUGUUGCUGCUGACAGACAUCUACACAACCCAAAAAAUCACUGAGAAGCCUUCCCUUGCUGGUCCAGAACUGAGAGGAAGGAUCACCACCUCCACCUUUGCCCUCAAUCAGCCUCGCUGUAUCUUUGAUACGUACACCAACACCACCGAUGAGAUCUGGCUGGUGGUUGUCCUCACUAGUGAGAAAUCAAAAUUUGUCAACCCAGUACCCCCCAAGAGCUUGCCAGCCUAUCAGGAUUUCCCCCUGAACAGUUCGUAUAUGACCCUGAACACUGCCCGGCUCAACUACCCCUGCCUGCCAGACUCCACGGACAUCACUGUGCUGCGUGUGGGGAGCGAGACCAGCUGUAUGACGGACAGAUCCAGGCCCAAUUGUAAUGGUCCACUACCAGUCCCAGGACCCUACAGUGUGAAGUUUCUUGCAAUGGAUAAUUCUCAGCCCAAGGCUGAGACAGAGUGGCUAGAUGACAUCAUGCUGAAGACAGCACAACAGUCCAACACCAUCGACCCCCAGCCCAGGAGGCGCAGCGCCAGCAUGAUUGUGAUCACAACCAUUUUGUCCAUCCUCUUGGCCAUCCUGCUGGUCUGCUUCAUUGCCACGCUGAUCUACGUAUGCCUGACACCCGCCUCUUCGGCUCAGCAGAGGGAGCUCAGCCCAGAAGAGUCUGGCGGUAGCCGGAGAGGGGGGGUGAAGCUGACACAUUACAGAUAUUUGCGGAAGCAGCGAGAUAUCCAGCAAGGAGGCCCCCGUGGCAGUGACACGCUAUAAUACUCAUCAUGUAUACAGCCAGCCUGAGAACAGGCCCUGAGCCCCGCCACCACCACGCAGCAGAACCUCUCAGCUCCUGGACAGCACCUGUGAAACAGCAGCACCCCCUGCCGCUCUGCUCUCGGAGGCUGUUGGGGUUGGGGAAGCGGGGGGCUCUUGCUUUUGGGACACCUUCUCUGACGAUUGCUCCUGUCCCUCUGAUGCAUUUACUGCAUGCUCCAUGGAUGAUGGCUUUAGUUAACACCCCUCCCGUGCUCCUGCCAGGCUCUCCCUCCUGCCCUGCUUCCUCCCCCAGCUACACUCAGCCAUGACUUAGGAGAGAGAAGUCUCAUACCUCUAACUCUAACAUGACCAGAGCCAGGCCCAAACCCUGUGACAGGACACACCCAGCCCUUAGCUCCAACACCCCCUGAAUGCCAUGGCUAGGGGUAGAAGUCUACAUCCAGCCUGGGGCUGGGACCAGCCCUUGGAAGUUGGCAUUUCUGGGGUACAGGAUGCAUACUCUACUCUUAACAGGAUGGGAUGAUGGUGUUCCCUUGCAAUCAUCCAGGCCUUCCAUGGAUAUGGCUGAGGUGGAGAUGCUGGGCUCAAGGCUCUCUGCAGCCACCCACUCAGACAGACAUACAGCCUGACUUUCCUGCAGAAGUAGCAGGCCCCAGCCUGGCCCCCUUGGAUGUCAACUUCUUCCAGACCCCACAACUCCAUCCCUUGCAUGACCAGAGAAGUCACUGGUGGGUGGCCUGAUGCCCUCCUUGUACACCGCCCUAUAUAAUCCCUUUCUGCACUGCCCCAGUAGCCUAAGCACAAGGCUAAUUCUAAGCAUGUACUUGAGCACUAGGCACGAUAACAUCUGGGGGCUUUGCUGGUUAGAUCAGCAAGACACCGUGGGCAAGGGAGAUCAUUUGCUCAGGGCCCCCAUGCUUCAUGUAUGCCAGCUAAAGAGCCAUCCCAGUCCCUUGCCUACCUUAGUCCCAUCUGAGCCCAGGAAACCACAGCAGGGGGCAUGUUCUGCAGCUGCUCUGAUAUCUGCUAAGAGACAUGUUGUGCUAUCCGGUUUGAUGAAUCUGUUGUGAUCCAGCAGCAACGGGAGCUCUGCUCUGAGAUAAGGCUUUCUUGGUAAAGCUCCAGGCAAGAGUUGGGUGUCAUUCAUGACAGGCAUUAAGCAACCCAAUGGAGCACUGGUAUUAAAGGCAUGAGACUUCUCUGGGUGUACAUCUUCUAGGAGUAAGAGCUGGGCUAGAUUUGUAUGAGCUGGAUGUCAGCAGCAGUUGCAAGGCCCCCUGGAGAAAGGACUGGGGUUCUCAAACAAGCCUGAUGAAUUUGGAUGCCUGCUUCCCUGGAACUGCAGUGGUAUCUGGUGCCUUGGCAAUCCUAUCCUGACAUGUAGGACAGUGUUCCCAGGCAAUGCCCCAGCAAACAGCAACCCUGUGCUUCCCCACAUCUGUGCGUCAGCAACAACAUGCCAUGUAUCUAUUUGCCAUUUGCUUUUUUAUUUUCAAAAUACCCAUUAAAACUGACUUGCAUGAA
Messenger RNA from Alligator mississippiensis (American alligator), 3795 nucleotides. RefSeq names its product uroplakin 3B like 2 (gene UPK3BL2). The transcript has 7 exons. The record is from RefSeq and is a predicted model, not a curated record. Lineage: Eukaryota; Metazoa; Chordata; Crocodylia; Alligatoridae. The coding region runs from base 1477 to 2268 and encodes 263 amino acids.